Tigriopus californicus is the source of this 1632-nucleotide messenger RNA. Its product is annotated as nicotinamidase-like. The transcript is spliced from 9 exons. The coding region runs from base 363 to 1472 and encodes 369 amino acids. The record is from RefSeq and is a predicted model, not a curated record. Lineage: Eukaryota; Metazoa; Arthropoda; Copepoda; Harpacticoida; Harpacticidae. Gene Ontology annotation, molecular function: calcium ion binding.
UAUUGAUCCCAUCAGGUGGUUAUGAAAAGUUCAUCUUUUUGCGGAAGGAGUGUCGCUUCUCUCCCAAAAGUGUUCUAAGAACGGCGAAUGACGUAGGCAAGAUGAACUACGGACUGUUCGUGUUCUUAGGAGGGUCUGGUCUUUGUCAAAGGCUCUAUUAUUUUCCCUCACUCUGAUUUGACUCACCGCAACAUCCAGCUAGCCAACAUUCAGCUCAAAUCAGUUCCAUUUGGUCAGACCUCAUUGAAGGAAGUGGAUCGGGAUUUCUCACACUUUCAAGCGCUUUUUCCAUCUUGCCACGUACUACCAAAGGCUGAUUCACCCACGUACCUUCCAUACAAUAAGAGUUCCAUUCAAAGGCCAUGGACGCUUGCUUCAAAGCAUUUGACAAGGACGAGGACUUAUCUCUCAACAUCAAUGAAUUCACGGAACUCCUCAAGUCAUUGUUUCGCAAUGAAAAAGGCAAGCCGUAUCCGAUUGAUGCCUACAUGUGUAAUGAGCUAUUCAUGAUUUUCAACCAAUCUGGGGAUGGAUCCAUGAGUAAAGCCGAGUUCGCCUACUGCUGGAACAAUUGGGUCAAAAAGAUCGUGAGGCCCGUCUCUGCCUUCAUCGUUGUGGACGUCCAGAAUGAUUUCAUUUCUGGAAGCUUGUCAAUCUCCAAAUGCUCAGCUGGGCAUAACGGCGAGGAGGUUGUUCCAGCCAUAAACAAACUCGUGGAGACUGUUCCGUUCAACGUGUACGCUUACAGUCUAGAUUGGCACCCAGCAGAUCAUCUUUCGUUUGUGGAUAAUGUGCAUUUGAGAAAAUUCCACGCCUCAAGCAAGAUCCAAGAUCCAUCCAGGGUUAAGGAAAUGGAUACCGUGGUCUUUGAAGGUCCUCCAAUGACUGAACAACGCUUAUGGCCUCGCCAUUGUGUUCAAAACAGUUGGGGAGCAGAAUUUCACAAGGAUCUCAAGGUUCCCAAGGGUAGUAUCUUUGUGUACAAGGGCUUGGACAGUUUUGUAGAAUCCUACUCAACAUUUUACGACAAUUUAAAGCAACACGAAACUAAGCUCAAGAGUGAGCUCUUCAAGCGGGAAGUCAUGGACGUGUACGUGUGUGGCUUAGCCACAGACGUUUGCGUGGCCUCCACGGCAUUCCACGCCCAAGAACUUGGAUUCCGGACCAUUUUGAUCGACGAUUGUAGUCGUGGGAUUGAUAUGGAGGCCAUUAACGAAGCCAAGGCCCAGAUCAUUGAGGACCACGGUUUGGUUGUCAAUUCCUCAGAGGUCAAGGCUUUGGUCCAAGGCCGAGAUCGCCGCCUGGAAUUGGGGUACGCCUGGGCAAUCCAAUGUCGAAAGAACAUUCUUUAUCCGCCUAAAAACCGAAACAGCCGAUAUAACCCGGUCAAGGAUGAAAAUGAGACUCAAGGGAGCGAUCCCGCUAGCCAGAGUUUGACCAACUCAAACACAGUUGUGGCCGCCAAUGCUUGAAAAACGAAAAACAACGACACCUUCUCCCUUCGAGAUUCCAGAAAGAAUGUAUGUUCUCUUUUUUAUGUGCUUUACUUCGGUUCCUUUAGAACGAAACGAGUUUUGGAACCUGCAACAAAGUUGUUCGAAGAUUAGAAUAAAGUUUCACCGCUGUCCUGAA